This is a messenger RNA of Dujonia railenensis, 795 nucleotides long. NCBI's taxonomy places the organism in Eukaryota, Fungi, Ascomycota, Pichiomycetes, Serinales, Debaryomycetaceae. The record is from the annotation of a GenBank genome assembly.
AUGACUUCAAUUGGUACUGGUUAUGAUUUAUCCAAUAGUGUUUUUUCACCGGAUGGUAGAAAUUUCCAAGUUGAAUAUGCAAUGAAGGCAGUUGAAAAUGGAGGAACCUCAAUUGGACUCAAAUGCAAAGACGGGAUAGUCUUGGCUGUUGAAAAAAUCAUAAAUUCUAAGUUGUUGGUGGCAGGACUGAACAAGAGAAUUCAGACCAUUGAUAGACAUAUCGGGGUUGCAUACUCUGGGUUGUUACCAGAUGGACGCCAUUUUGUAAAUAGAGGAAGAGAUGAAGCACAAUCUUUCAAAUCUUUAUAUAAGAGUGCAGUUUCAGUCCCUCAUUUAAUGGACAGAUUGGGAAUUUACGUACAAAACUAUACUUGCUACAAUUCCGUUAGACCAUUUGGUAUAGUUGCCAUUGUCGGUGGUGUUGACGAAAACGGACCUCACUUAUAUAUGAUCGAACCAAGUGGAACAUGUUGGGGUUACACUGGAGCAGCCACGGGGAAAGGUAGACAAACUGCCAAGUCAGAAUUAGAAAAGUUAAACUUCGAAGAAUUGACAGUUAGGGAGGCUAUAAAGGUUGCUGCUAAGAUUAUUGACCAAGCUCAUGAAGACAACAAAGAUAAGGAUUAUGAAUUGGAAGUUACUUGGUGUUCGUUGGAAGAAACCGGUGGUAAGCACGUACAUGUCCCAGAGGAUUUGUUGCAAGAAGCAAUUAAGUUAGCCAAAGAAGACGACGAUGAUGAUGACGAUGAAGAAGAAGAUGAUGAUGAAGAAGAAGAUCAAGAAAUGGAGACCUAA